Molecule: messenger RNA, 1581 nt
Organism: Corticium candelabrum
Lineage: Eukaryota; Metazoa; Porifera; Homoscleromorpha; Homosclerophorida; Plakinidae
Product: succinate--hydroxymethylglutarate CoA-transferase-like
Exons: 9
Coding region: 206-1480 (424 amino acids)
Molecular function (GO): catalytic activity
Source: RefSeq, a predicted model, not a curated record
CAAGCAAACAGACAAACAGACGGACGAAGAGGCAGUCAGACAGACGGAAAAAUAGACAGAUACAUAGACAGACACAGAAACAAACAGUUCUGAUGUGCCUGGAGUCCGAUUUCACUUAUCACCAAGCAUAGACACUGUCCCGGAUAAGAUGUGAGUUCCGGAUACGUUGCGAGUCCCGGAUACUUAGCGAAUCCCGCAUAAUCCCAUGCGACUGUCGUUUUUGUUACGUUGUGUAGACCGUUCGUUGUCGUCCGUGAAACCGCUUCACAAUGUACGAGUAGUUGACUUGACCAGAGUGUUGGCAGGACCGUUUGCAACAAUGUUGUUAGGCGAUCUUGGUGCUGACGUCAUCAAAAUAGAAAAACCAGGUAGUGGAGACGACACGAGAUCAUGGGGACCGCCAUUUGUUGGAGACAAUAGUACAUACUUUCUUUCAGUAAACAGAAACAAGAAGAGUGUUGCUGUUGAUAUAAAACACCCAGACGGGCAACAGAUAUUGCAACAGCUGAUUUCUCAAUCCGACGUUGUAGUGGAGAACUUUAUUCCAGGAAAAUUAGACUCGCUUGGUCUUGGCUACUCAUCCAUUACAACUUAUAAUCCGUCAAUUAUUUAUUGCUCAAUAAGUGGGUAUGGACCAACAGGACCAUAUGCCAAACGAGCCGGAUAUGAUGUCAUAGCAUCAGCAGUGGGAGGUCUGAUGAACAUAACGGGCCCUCAUGACGGCGAACCGGCGAAAGUUGGUGUUGCUAUUACCGACUUGGCGACCGGUUUGUACGCACAGGGAGCAAUCAUGGCAGCAUUGCUGCAUCGACAGACGACAGGAAAGGGACAGAAAAUUGACUGCAAUUUAUUAAGCACUCAGGUGGCUUGUUUGGUGAAUGUUGCAUCGGCAUACCUCAAUGCGGAAGUUGAGCCGAGACGUUGGGGAACGGCGCAUGCCAAUAUCGUACCAUACGAAGCAUUUCGGACGGCCGGUGGGAGUCCGAUAGUCGUCGGAGCUGGCAAUAAUCAGCACUUCGAUAUUCUCUGCAACGUGAUGGGAGUGGAGCAUCUUAAGAGUGACGAGAGAUUCUCUGAUAACAGUAAGAGGGUCCAGCAUCGAACUCAACUGAUAUCCGAGCUUGCAAACAGAUUUCUGGAGCUGACGACUGGCGAGUGGUUGGACCGUCUGGAUGGUUGUGGUAUUCCCUACGGUCCAAUCAAUACGAUGGAGCAGGUGUUCACAGACCCACAAGUCAGACAUUCCCAAUUGGUUCGAGAAAUCGAACAAAACGAUGGAAACCGAGUCCACAUCAUUGGUCAUCCUGUGCAGUAUAGUGAUGUUGAUCCAGAAGUACGACUUCCGCCUCCAUUACUGGGCGAGCACACUGAAGAAAUAUUGCUCUCGACUUUAGGAUACGAUAGAGACACUGUUGAUACUUUGAAUAAGUCUCGUACCAUCCAGCUGCAUGCUGGUGAGAAAUUUACUACAGCUGCCUAGUUGUAGAGAUACACGUGGCAGCGCACGUGCCCAAUCUGCAUUUGUCCAGACUGCAAUAUGACGUCACUGUUAUUGGUUGUUUGUUAGAAAUUCCCCGGAUA